AUGGAUUUGAAGACAUUUCUCAUGGAUGAUGAAAGUGCAAUGGAAAUUUUGAAAGAGUAUCCUUAUGAGUUUGACCCAAGUAUAGUAUCUGGAUUGAACCAGUGCGAGUCAUCUGAUGCUAGGAAACUUUGUAUAUUUGAUAUUGGUGAUAAAUUGAAGAAAAGUAAUAAAUAUGACAUAGGAGGAACUUACACCAAUGGUGAACCUGACUUGUCAUUCUAUUUCACUACAAGUGUUUUUAACAGUGAAAGGUAUAUUUUAAAUUUAUUUGUGUGUCACCGCAACAUAGAUUCAUUUAGAAUUAAAAUAAGUGAUGUACAUUCCAUAACAAAUAAAAUUAAAGAAAACGGACAGAAACCAAACUCAUCUUUAGUUUAUCCUGGUACAUUGAAAUCAAAACUAUAUACAUCAUCAGAAAUAGAUGAAAGUCACUACAUCAGGUCUUUCCAAUUCUCAAAAACAGACCUUAAUGAUGUACAUACUCUUUACGUACCAAUUGAAAUUGAAUUUAAUAUAAAGCCUACAAUUGAGAAGGAAGUACUGACAUGGAUAAAAGAAAAUCAUAACUUUAAAAUAUUUAAUGUAAUGGAAAAUACUGAUUUUACUUUAAUAUCCUCAAGUGGAAAAAAAUAUGAUACACAUAAGUUACUUUUAGCUAUGCGUAGCUCUGUUUUGAGAGAUAAAAUAAGAAAUUCACAGACAAAUCUCAUGACUUUGAAAAUUGACGAUGACGAAAUGAGUCUAUUACUUGAGUUUUUAUAUACAGAUACUAUAUGUGAUAUAGAUAAUAAAGAUUGGGAUCAAAUUUUGAAAUUAAUCGAGAUGUUCCAUAUUGAUGGCCUUGUCAAGCUUAUCCAGGUGCCUAUGCGUGAAAGGAUUUGUGUAGACAAUGCCAUCCACAUUGCAACACUGUCUGAAAAGUACAAAUUAUACGAUAUACAAAGAAAUGUUACUGACUUCAUUAUGAAGCACCCUGAAGUACUUGAAACUGAAAGCUGGAAUAAUUUAAAUGAUGUUGUAAUAACUAAGAAAUUACUGAAAGGAAUAUGUAAAAAUUCAAAA
This is a messenger RNA of Brenthis ino (lesser marbled fritillary), 1062 nucleotides long. The record is from the annotation of a GenBank genome assembly. Lineage: Eukaryota; Metazoa; Arthropoda; Insecta; Lepidoptera; Nymphalidae.